CAAAAGUUUCGUAUGAUAAAAGCAAACGUCUCGAUUAUAAGCUGCUCUUUGGUUCAUAAUUGCGGAAUCAGUGAUUUUUGUGAUUUUAUUUUCCAAUUUGAUUGCAAAAUGUUAUUGAAAAUUAAUUUUAUAAAAGUGUAAACAUACUGCUCUUGGAAAGUCCUUCAAACGCUUAUAUAUAGUUGAUAUUUGGAGUGUUUAACGAGUGCUACGCAAAUUGAGACCUCGACGAGCCGCACCGUAUUAUCGAUUUAUGCAAGUAAUUUUUUCGUGUAUGGUCAUUUCACGGACAGAAAAAAUUAUAUUUCGUUGCGAAGCAUUCCACAUCAUCAAGACUGAAAAAAAAACGCAAACUUAUAAGAGUAUAAAAAAUUGUGCAUAGGCAGAUCGUUCAUGCAUUUUACAAUAGUACUAUAUUAAAUUAAGCGUUGGAUAUUUAUAUCUUGUUUGUGUGUUGACGGCAGGGCGCUGGGCAAGUGUAUAAACAUAUUUACACAUGAUAUAAUAAAAGAAGGUAGUUCCACUUCAUGAAUGAUGGUUCCACUUGACUUUUGGAGCAGUUAAUGGAAUUUAUAUGCACUUCGUGUAUUGUACUGGCCCCCGUUGCACCUACUAAGAGAGCAGUUAAAAUUUUUUAUUUGCCAUUUACAUUGUGGCGAUACUGAUUUCCGCGGAGAUAUUCUGCCGAGUAGAAUACCGGCGGCUACUCUGUGUACAAAAAAAAAAAAAAACAAACAAAAAAGUGAGAGUGAAGAUUGCAAUGGAGCAAGUUACACAAAGUAAACGCAGAUGUGGCACCCAAAGAUAUAAUUAUCUUGUAUUUGCUGUUGUGCUGACAAAUCUAUUCGCUGGAAGUUUGCAGGACUGCGUAUGGUAUGGCGUUUGCAACAGUGAUGCGUAUCAGCAUAAGCAAUAUUGUGUUUACAAUGGAACUGCGAAAGUUCUGCCUGCUGAUGGAUUGGAGCUACUUAAAGAAAGAUGCAGUCAUUUGCUCGACGGUGGCGUAACUGAGUUUUGUUGCGAUAGCGAACAGGUUACAAUACUGAACGAUAAUAUUAAAUUGGCUGCGAAUUUUCUCGAGCGCUGUCCGUCGUGUAUGGCAAAUCUUGUGCGUCAUUUAUGUGACUUUACGUGUUCACCCAAGCAAUCAGAGUUUACGAAAGUUGCUGAAACUGCUAUCUCAGCGAAUGGCAAAGUUUACGUUAAUGCAUUGGAUUUACAUAUAACUGCUGCAUACACAAAUAAUACGUACAAAUCAUGUUCACAGAUAUUUAUGUAUGUGAUCUUCUUAUGCAUUGGUUAUCUAGUAGGUGAUGGUUUGAUGAAUAGUGGUGGGCUUUGUAGCGCCACAGUUAACAACCGAUUUACUGGUGGACAAGUGAGUAACGAGUUUGCACCCGAGGAGGAUUCCCCACUUCAAUCACAACUGGCCAAUGAUGAAAAUGAAGUCGACGGUGCUCAGGUACAACUUGAUGAAUAUGAAAUUGGUUAUUUUGAAAAUCUCGGCGCUAAAACCGAAAAGUGUCUCGAAGCCUUUUUCACAGCUUGGGGCAAAUUCUUCGCUAAACGUCCAAAAAUUACGCUAAUCGGUGGCAUUUGUUUUGUCAUAGCCAUGGGUUAUGGUAUCAAGUUCCUGCAUAUCACUACCGAUCCAGUGCAAUUAUGGGCUUCGCCACAAUCAGAAUCACGUAUUGAACGGGAAUUUUUCGAUUCGCAUUUCCAGCCCUUCUAUCGCAUCGAGCAGAUUAUAAUCCACGCAGUCGAUUUGCCCGAUAUUAUGCACAACACCUCUAAUGGUCCACUACAUUUCGGUCCAGUUUUUGACAAAACUUUCCUCACGCAAGUACUCGAGUUGCAGGAAGAAAUUAUGAAUUUAGGACGGAAGGAAAAUGGCACAGUAUUGGAGGAUAUUUGCUUUUCGCCUUUGUCAAGCGAGGGAACAAAGAAGGAUAGUUCGCAGUGUAUUGUGCAAUCGAUUUGGGGAUAUUUUGGCAAUGAUGUCGAACGUUUGGAUGAAACCGAUGAGGAUGGCGAUUUCGAGAUAACUUACUUGGAUGGCUUGUAUCAAUGUACGCGGAAUCCGUACCUUUGUCUGGCCCCCUAUGGCGGACCAGUGGAUCCAGCUGUCGCCUUGGGUGGCUUUUUGCCGCCUGGUGAACAACUUUCCGGCGAUACGAAAUACGAGCGCGCAAAUGCCAUCAUUCUCACAUUCCUUGUUAACAAUUAUCAUGAUAAGAGCAAAUUGCGCCCUGCAUUGGAAUGGGAGCAACGUUAUGUGGAGUUUAUGUUGAAUUACACAAAAACUCGCAUGAGCAAACAUAUGGAUAUUGCUUUCACUUCGGAACGUUCGAUUGAGGAUGAAUUAAAUCGCGAGUCGCAGUCCGAUGUUAUGACAAUACUUGUUUCAUAUUUAAUCAUGUUCGCUUACAUUGCCAUUUCAUUGGGGCAUGUGCAGGAGAUACGUCGAGCGCUGAUCGAUAGUAAAAUUACAUUGGGUGUUGGUGGUGUAAUCAUUGUGUUGGCAUCCGUAGUGUCUUCGGUAGGCGUAUUCGGCUACAUUGGCGUACCAGCAACACUUAUUAUUGUCGAAGUUAUACCAUUUUUGGUUUUAGCUGUGGGAGUGGAUAAUAUCUUCAUAUUAGUGCAGACUUAUCAGCGCGAUGCACGUCGCGCCGAUGAAACACACGAGGAUCAUAUUGGUCGCAUUUUAGGUCGCGUUGGCCCAUCAAUGUUGCUGACUUCGGUUAGUGAAAGCUGCUGUUUCUUCCUUGGCGGACUCUCCGAUAUGCCUGCGGUGAGGGCUUUCGCUUUGUAUGCUGGCAUGGCGCUGCUCUUCGACUUCUUACUACAAAUUACCUGUUUCGUCAGUCUACUAACACUCGACACCAAGCGGCAAGCUGAAAAUAGAUUGGAUAUUUUCUGCUUUAUACGUGGCAAGAAAAGCGACGCUCUACCAAACACUGAGGGUCUACUGUACAAGUUCUUUAAAAGUGUUUAUGUACCAUUCCUAAUGCAAAAGACUAUGCGUGUCAUUGUUAUGAUUGUCUUCUUUGGUUGGCUAUGCAGCAGUGUUGCUAUAGCGCCACGCAUUGAGAUCGGUCUCGAUCAGGAGCUGUCAAUGCCGCAAGAUAGUUUUGUGCUACACUAUUUCAAAGCGCUUAACAAAUACUUGAGUAUUGGACCACCGGUUUACUUCGUUUUGUCAUCCGGCCUGGACUUUUCCAAAACAUUCCAUCAAAAUCUCGUUUGUUCCGGGAAAUUUUGCAAUGAUGACAGUGUACUAACGCAGGUUUACCUAGCCAGUCGUCGUGCAAAUGUGACCUACAUUGCGCGUCCUGGCUCCAGUUGGAUUGAUGACUAUUUUGAUUGGAGUCAAUCGUCAAGUUGCUGCAAAUAUUUUCCCGAAACUGGCGAUUUUUGUCCACAUCAGAACACUGCCUGCUCCAGCUGUGUAAUCAACAAAACUGAAAUGCAACGUCCUACAGCGCAUGAUUUUGGCAAAUAUCUAACUUACUUCCUACGCGAUAAUCCUGACGAUAGUUGUGCUAAAGCUGGUCACGCUGCUUACGGCAAUGCUGUACAAUAUAAAACUAAUCCAAGUACAAAUUUGUCAACCGUCGAAGCAUCCUAUUUCAUGGCUUACCAUUCCAUAUUGAAAACAUCAGCUGACUACUAUGAAGCGUUACGUGCCGCACGCAAAAUCUCCGCCAAUGUAACAAAUAUGUUGCGUGGCCGCUUAAUGUCACAAGGCGUGCCGCUCGAACAAGCGCUUGAUGUCGAAGUAUUUCCAUAUUCGGUGUUUUACGUAUUCUACGAACAGUAUUUAACUAUGUGGCCUGACACACUACAAAGCAUGGGCAUUUCAGUGCUGGCGAUAUUCAUUGUCACUUUUGUUUUAAUGGGUUUCGAUAUACACUCAUCGUUGGUGGUGGUCAUAACGAUAACAAUGAUUGUUAUAAAUCUCGGUGGCAUUAUGUAUUAUUGGAAUAUUUCGUUGAAUGCUGUAUCGCUGGUGAAUCUGGUAAUGGCUGUUGGUAUCUCGGUAGAGUUUUGCUCGCAUCUGGUGCACAGUUUCUCAAUUUCAAUGGAGAAAACACGUGAGAAGCGCGCAGCGGAUUGCCUCACUAAAAUGGGCAGCUCCAUAUUCUCUGGCAUUACGCUGACUAAAUUCGGCGGUAUUUUGGUUUUGGCUUUUGCCAAAAGUCAAAUUUUUCAAGUAUUUUAUUUCCGUAUGUAUUUGGGCAUUGUUUUGAUUGGUGCUGCUCACGGACUCAUAUUCCUGCCGGUGCUUCUCAGCUAUAUUGGCGCUCCCAUUAACAGAGCCAAGCUGGUCAAUUAUCAACGACAGGCGUAUAAAGUGCAAGAAACAUCACUAUCUACGACGUGAUGCGAUUCGAUAAUUUACCAAAGAUAUGAAUGUCCAUCAAGUCCAAAAAACAUCAUCCAAUCAACACAAUCAACAAGUUUAUUAGCAUUUUUUCAUCAAUAUAUAAGUAGGGCGUGUCUCGAUGGCGCAGCGGUGGAAGUAUGAGUAGCGUAACGGAUUCUGAUAUGAAAAUCAAUAGCAUCGUCGUCGCCAGUCAAAAAAGAUGGAAAAUGCCAACGGAGAAGAGUGGAGAAGCAGAAGCGAAACUUUAUUUGCACUUGUAACAGUUCAGGAUAUAUAUAAAAUAUAGGGUACAAAGGAAAUAUGUAUAUGUAAAUGUAUGUAUGAUUUUUUAUCUAAUUUAUCAUCGAAAGCGAAUGUAACAAAAGAAAAAAAAACAACGUAUAUGUAGUAGAUGAGAAAGACAGAACGAACCGACAAUUUUUCAUAGUAAUUUUCACAAUUAGCUGAUCGAGUGAAGAUGUUCGUAAAAAAGGCUCUUGUAAAAGAAAGCAACAAGCACCAAUAUUUACCAGCCUAAAUCGAACUCUGUGAUAAACUUAGAUACAGGAAAUAAAUGACAACACACAAAAAAAAAGCAAGAAUAAAUAAAUAAAACCAUAUUUGUAUUAAACAAAGAAAAAAUCAGAUAUACAACAUUUCCAUAGACUGGUGAACUGAAUAGCUUUUGCUGGAAACUACAAUGUGUCACUGAGUUUAGAAAGCCUCUAAUAUUUUUUUGUUUGGCAUAUUUAUUUACACACAUACAUACAUAAUAAUAAUAGUGCAUUUUUUAAUGUACAUUGUCUACAAACAUAGCAUACACUUAGCAUUUAUAAAAAUUGUUUUUUCGAAUAUUGCUUUGAAGCGAAUGGAAAUUAAUAUUUAACACGUCUCCUUUUUGGCAUGUUUAUGAAAUUUUGUACACAAGUAUGUUUAUUAUUUUUGUAUACAUUUUAGCUUACUAUAUUUACCUAUUUUAGUGUACUGCAAUUUCAGAAAGGCCUUAGAACUUUUUCCGUUGUAGGUUAAAUGCACUUAAUUUCAUUCUAAUAAAAAGCGCAUGCAAUAUUAGCUGAAGAUGCGUGGUAAUCGACUUUAUUAUCUUUUUAAACCGUUAUUCGAUAGACUGAGUUUUUAGUUUCUAUGUAGCUUUCAUAUUCGAACAU
Messenger RNA from Rhagoletis zephyria (snowberry fruit fly), 5535 nucleotides. It is a transcript of the gene Npc1a, whose product is annotated as Niemann-Pick type C-1a. Gene Ontology annotation, biological process: cholesterol homeostasis; intestinal cholesterol absorption; sterol transport. Gene Ontology annotation, molecular function: cholesterol binding; lipid carrier activity. Gene Ontology annotation, cellular component: plasma membrane. The record is from RefSeq and is a predicted model, not a curated record. NCBI's taxonomy places the organism in Eukaryota, Metazoa, Arthropoda, Insecta, Diptera, Tephritidae.